Passer montanus (Eurasian tree sparrow) is the source of this 501-nucleotide messenger RNA. RefSeq names its product zinc transporter SLC39A7-like. Gene Ontology annotation, cellular component: membrane. Bases 29 to 475 code for a protein of 148 amino acids. The transcript has 2 exons. The record is from RefSeq and is a predicted model, not a curated record. Gene Ontology annotation, biological process: zinc ion transmembrane transport; intracellular zinc ion homeostasis. NCBI's taxonomy places the organism in Eukaryota, Metazoa, Chordata, Aves, Passeriformes, Passeridae. Gene Ontology annotation, molecular function: zinc ion transmembrane transporter activity.
CUGAUUUUGGUGGUUUUUUGGCGCAGCCAUGGCAGCCUCGGGCUACCUGAACCUGGCGGCCGACGCGGCGCACAACUUCACCGACGGGCUGGCGCUGGGCGCGGCCUUCUGGGGCGGCCCCGCCCGCGGAGCGCUGACGGCGCUCUCGGUGCUGCUGCACGAGCUGCCCCACGAGCUGGGCGACAUGGCCAUGCUGCUGCGAGCCGGCUGCUCCAAGGGACAGGCCAUGCUCCUGCAGCUGCUGACCGCCUUGGCCGCCCUGGCCGGCGCCGCCUGCUCGUUGCUGGCCGAGGGCUCCGGCACCGGCGCCGUUUCGGGGAUCCUUCCCUUCACGGCCGGCGGCUUCAUCUACCUGGGCACGGUGUCGGUGCUGCCCGAAAUCCUGAGGGACUCCGGCCCCGGCCAGGCCCUGCUGCAGCUGCUGGCGCUGCUGGCCGGCGUGGCCAUGAUGCUGCUCAUCGCCUACUAUGAGUAGGAGUUCCUAAAAUUCCCAAAAAUCCC